Molecule: messenger RNA, 1493 nt
Organism: Prosopis cineraria
Lineage: Eukaryota; Viridiplantae; Streptophyta; Magnoliopsida; Fabales; Fabaceae
Exons: 3
Coding region: 416-1345 (309 amino acids)
Source: RefSeq, a predicted model, not a curated record
GAAGCUGCCGACACUCGUCAGCCGACCUCCUCUGUUUCUGUCUGUUUGUGAUGUUCCGGUCACUUCUCUCUCACUAAUCAUCAUCCCUCACUUUCUUUACUCCUCACCAGCCUCUUAUCUUCUUCAUUGGGCUUUCAUUCCAACUUGAAAAAGAAAAGGAAACUCCCACUUCUUCUUGUUCUUCAUUCCAUGCACUCAUGCGCAGUAACACAGUGAGACACAAAGACUAAAGCACAGAACUUUCUGGGUUUCGUUUUCUGGGUUUUAUUCAUUUUGUUCAAAACCGUUGAAAAAAAUUUCUGGGUACCACUCAAUUUCCGUGCAACUUCCAAAGUCAACUCCUUUUUCUUGAAAUAUUAUAUGUUCUCUACCUGGGGUUUUAGUUGAAAUCCCCAUCAUCAUCAUCAUCAUCAUCAUGCUUUCGGCGAAAUCAGAAUCAGAUAUUACCAGUUUGGUAUCUUCUUCACCUUCAAGGUCUCCCAAGAGACCUGUGUACUACGUGCAGAGCCCUUCAAGGGACUCUCACGAUGGUGACAAGUCGUCGUCAAUGCAGGCGACUCCUAUAUCCAAUAGCCCCGUAGAGUCUCCUUCGCACCCUUCUUUUGGGAGGCAUUCAAGGAACUCGUCGGCGAGCAGAUUUUCUGGGAUUUUCAGGUCAUCUUCAGGGAGAAAAGGAGGAAGCAGAAAGAGAAACGACAAGGGAUGGCCUGAGUGUAAUGUGAUUAUGGAAGAAGGUGAGUAUGAUGAGCUCAAGGAAUUGGCCUUCACCAGACGUGUCCAGGCUCUGAUUGCUCUGUUCAGCUUUGUCGCUCUCUUCAGUGUAUUCUGCUUGAUCAUUUGGGGUGCCAGCAGACCUUUCAAGACAGAGGUUACCGUCAAGAGCUUGGCAGUACAUAAUCUGUAUGUUGGGGAGGGUUCAGACUUCACAGGAGUGCCAACAAAGUUGCUCACUGUAAAUGGAUCAUUGAGAAUAAAUGUGUACAACCCUGCCACGUUUUUUGGAAUCCAUGUCUAUUCCUCUCCCAUCAAUCUAGUCUUCUCUGAUAUCACUGUUGCUUCUGGUCAGUUAAAGAAGUAUUAUCAGCCCAGAAAAAGUAAGAGAGUUGUAUCAGUGAACUUGGAAGGGAACAAGGUUCCACUAUACGGGGCAGGAUCAACAAUCACAGCGUCCCAAACAGGGGUUGAUGUUCCACUCACACUCAAGUUUGAGAUUCGUUCAAGAGGGAAUGUGGUUGGCAAGCUUGUGAGGACCAAGCACUACAAGCAAAUCACCUGCCCACUGCUCCUUAACUCUUCCAGAUCCAAACCCAUUAAGUUCAAGAAGAAUUCUUGCACCUAUCAUUGACUUCAAUUUAUGUUGUGAGCUGUGUUGUGCAGCGUUGUGAGUUGUAAGCCUUUUGUGCAAAUAAACGAGCUGUGAAAUACGCAUGAGCAUGAAAUGCAGGAGCUGUAUGUGAUUUGAUUGCUGAUGAGGAAGUCAUUUAUGCUCUUUA